AUGACUUCCCUUCUUACAAUGGCUCUUCUCAGUCCACUCAACAGCUCUAUCAACUCUACUUGCAGGAAGGAGAACACAACAGGGCCAGGACUGCCCCACCCCCAUGCCUACUAUGCCCUCUCCUACUGUGCCCUCAUUCUGGCCAUCGUCUUUGGCAAUGUCCUGGUCUGUAUGGCUGUGCUGAAAGAACGUUCCCUGCAGACCGCCACCAACUACCUGGUGGUGAGCCUGGCUGUGGCUGACCUGCUUGUGGCCACCUUGGUGAUGCCCUGGGUGGUGUACCUGGAGGUGACUGGAGGAGUAUGGAAUUUCAACCGAAUUUGCUGUGUUAUUUUUGUCACCUUGGAUGUCAUGAUGUGCACUGCCAGCAUUCUAAACCUCUGUGCCAUAAGCAUCGACAGAUACAUAGCUGUGGUCAUGCCAGUUCGUUACCAAUACAGCUCUGGCCAGAGCUCCUGCCGGCGAGUUUCUUUCAUGAUCACCGUGGUCUGGGUGCUGGCAUUCGCAGUCUCUUGUCCUCUUCUCUUUGGACUCAACACAACAGGGGAUCCCAGUGUCUGUUCUAUCUCCAACCCAGACUUUGUCAUCUACUCCUCAGUGAUUUCCUUCUACCUGCCCUUUGUGGUGACUCUCCUUGUCUACGCUCGGAUCUACGUGGUGCUGAGACGAAGGAGGAGGAAAAGGAUUCUCACUCGGCAGAACAGUCAAUGCAUCAGCGUCAAACCUGGCUACCCCCCACAAUCUAUCUUUCUGCGGCGGCAUGCGAUUCGGCAUUUCUCAAUAAGGUCCAGAUUCUCCUCAUCAGAAACCACGGGGAAAACAGAACCUACUGAAGAAAAAGAAUACCCCCCUGGCUGUCAAGAUUCCCUUUUAACCCAUCUUCAGGCCACCUCUCCAGGAAGGGCCCACUCAUCUGAGAAACUACUGGCAGCAAUGGAACUGAAACGCUACUAUAGUUUUUGCCAGGAUGCCUCUUUGCCCAAGCCGGGACACCAAGACGAGGAAGGAGAGGCGAAAGGAGAUGGGAGGACUCUGGGAGGGCUCAGCCCCACCAUGGCUCCCAAGCUAGGCUUAGAGGUUCGGAAACUCAGCAACGGCAGAAUGAUGACUUCCCUGAGGCUGAGUUCCCAGCAGCCCCGGAGUGUUCCACUUCGAGAAAAGAAAGCAACCCAGAUGCUGGUUAUUGUUCUGGGGGCUUUCAUUAUCUGCUGGCUGCCUUUCUUCUUGACCCACAUCCUCAAUACUCAUUGCCAGGCCUGCCAUGUACCCCCAGAGCUCUACAGUGCCACCACAUGGCUGGGUUAUGUGAACAGCGCCCUCAACCCUGUGAUCUACACCACCUUCAAUGUAGAGUUCCGCAGAGCUUUCCUCAAAAUCCUGUCCUGCUGA
Messenger RNA from Trichosurus vulpecula (common brushtail), 1389 nucleotides. RefSeq names its product dopamine receptor D3 (gene DRD3). The record is from RefSeq and is a predicted model, not a curated record. Gene Ontology annotation, molecular function: dopamine neurotransmitter receptor activity, coupled via Gi/Go; G protein-coupled receptor activity. Gene Ontology annotation, cellular component: plasma membrane. Bases 1 to 1389 code for a protein of 462 amino acids. Lineage: Eukaryota; Metazoa; Chordata; Mammalia; Diprotodontia; Phalangeridae. Gene Ontology annotation, biological process: adenylate cyclase-activating adrenergic receptor signaling pathway; adenylate cyclase-inhibiting dopamine receptor signaling pathway. The transcript has 7 exons.